AACCUGUAGAAGCUCAGUCUUUAGAAGAGCAGGCUCAGCAUCCUUCAGAAGAGCAGCCUGUAGAAGAUCAGCCAGGAGUUAAUGAUGGGACUGACGAGCACGAUCAUGUAGCUAAACCUACACGUAAGAGAAAGCGAGGACCAACAAGAUUGAGAGACAUCGCCAGGAAUCCAAAUAGCAGAUUAAAGGUUAACUUCACUUUCAUGGGAGAACAUUAUGGUCAUGGGUCUGUUAAGUUGUCAACGUAUCUUGGUAUAAUUGUGCGAGAACACGUUCCUGUAUCCAUUGAAAGUUGGCCAAAAGUCCCUCAGGAUAUGAAGACAAUGCUCUGGAUGUCUGUCAAGUCAAGGUUUGAAGUAGAAGAAGAUUACCAAAAGAAAGCAUUGAUUGAACAGAUGGGAAAUUUGUGGAGGUCACACAAGUCACGAGUGGUUAGGGAAGUUAAUGAAGCUACGACUUUGAAAGAUAGGAUGGAUCUGCGACCUAAGAAUGUUACUGAAGCUGCUUGGCGUAAAUUUGUCAAGCUCAAAACUAGUCCUGAGUUUAAGGUUGUGAGUGAUAGCUAUAAGAAAAGGAAGAGCCUACAGAUUCCACACACUUGUAGUCGCAAAGGAAUGGUUAGACUAGCUGAAGACUUGAAAGAAGAGAGACGAGAGAAAUCAGAUCCUUCUGAUGUGACAAGAACUGAUGUGUGGGUGAGAUCGCGUACUAGAAUGGAUGGGACACCAGUGAAUACUGAUGCAGCUGAAAAAAUUAAAAAGGCAGCUGAACUUGUUAAUUCUGUUGAAACAAAUGAAGGACAAGAUACACUUGUCGAACUAUUAGGACCUGAUAAUCCCGGUCGAAUGAGGGCAAUGGGGAGAAAUAUGACUAAGACGAAAUUAGCUUGUUUCGAAGUUAAUCACAAGUGUAUGGUUAAAAUGGAAAAGAAACAAAUUCAUCUCCAGGACAAGGUUAAUGAGCUAGAAAUAAACUUGGUAAACUGCAGAACCAGGGACAAGAAACUGAAGUUGGUGAAAACUCUAGAUCUGCUGCAGGGAGUGUUAACAAAAAAGCACAACCAAAGUGUAUAUUGAUUGACUGGGCUGGUGAUGAUGCGAAUGUUGCUGAGGGACGUAUUAUAUCUACUGAUCCAGAGGAUGUUGUGAAUGGGACACGUUUAGGUCCUUUAGAUUAUAAAGUUUUGGUUGAGACUGCCACGGUACCAGAAGCAUUCCUUUGGAGAAAUGCUAUGGGAAUGUCAACAAUUGAAGAAUCUGUUGGGCAUAUGAUUGCAUGGCCUGCCACGAAGUGUGUUAGUCUAGAACAGGGGGUUCAGGAAGAAGACAUGG
Molecule: messenger RNA, 1331 nt
Organism: Arabidopsis lyrata subsp. lyrata
Lineage: Eukaryota; Viridiplantae; Streptophyta; Magnoliopsida; Brassicales; Brassicaceae
Exons: 7
Coding region: 204-1076 (290 amino acids)
Source: RefSeq, a predicted model, not a curated record